This is a messenger RNA of Daldinia caldariorum, 2901 nucleotides long. RefSeq lists its product as uncharacterized. The transcript is spliced from 2 exons. The record is from RefSeq and is a predicted model, not a curated record. The coding region runs from base 1 to 2901 and encodes 966 amino acids. NCBI's taxonomy places the organism in Eukaryota, Fungi, Ascomycota, Sordariomycetes, Xylariales, Hypoxylaceae. Gene Ontology annotation, molecular function: metal ion binding.
AUGGAUUCUGCUUCGAAGCUUGGAAGCUUAGAGGAGACACAAGAGCAGGAAGAUAGCGCGACAGAUGUUGCAGCGCGUAUGAUCAAAUCAUCCGGCCGGCCAAGCGAUGCCCUUAAAGCCAUAGAGUACGAUGUCAUCAAUAUCCUCUGGCGAGAUCCCAAACAUCCCGAAUUCUCCGAGAAAUCUGUCAUAGAGAAGGUCCAUACUUUCGGCGAUUAUAUUUUAGAGAUGUUGUAUAAGAGCAAAGACCUUAAGAGCAAGCUCGACGACGCGAAAAAGAAUGAGCCAGCUAAAGUGGAACCACUCAAAGCUGAUCUGGACAACACGCAUGACUCGAUACGUACUGGCAUUGAGGCUGCUCUCAAGUUUGGUGAUCCAUUCACCAUUACCCAAAUUGGUAUAAACAUUAGAUUUCUGGGCAACCUCUUCAUCCAACUUCGAACUUUUCUGGCCGCCGAAGACUGCAAUGGCCGCCUCCCAAAAGCUAUAUUAAAGCUACUUUCACUAUUUGUUACAGUGGAGAUUGACUUCUUGAAGGAGAGGAUUAAGUUUGACCGCGUCCGCCAGAAAUUCAAGGACAACCUUGAUGAAGAAUCCACCCAUUACAUAGAUUUGAUCUUCGAAAACGCCAAGAAGCGUUCUGCAUUGAAAACAGACGAGGCUCGGGAAGCUCGUGAGGAUGCUAAAAAGAUUGAUGAUAACAAGAAGGCCAGUCAAGGAUCUUCCAAGAAAUCAUCUUCGGGCACUAAGGAUACUGUUUCAGCUCCGCCCAAGGCACUCCCUUCCAAAAAUGAUGCUUUGUUGAAAAAGAACAGCGCGGAGAUUAAAAGGCCUAUUGACUAUUCUAGCCUGAGUUCGGCCAGAAAGCUUCCUAGCACAACUACGAAAGCGAGUCCCUCCCUUUCUACUUCUAAGAGACCUGGCGAUGAUGGUGUCGAUUCAAGAGUAUCAAAGAAACUUGCCGUUGAGAACGCAGCCGGUGCUCCGUCAACUGCUAAGACACCGUCUACCGCAACUCCUGCGGCUCCCGCGACUUCCACGAUUCCUACGACUUCACCGGGCGCACCAGUGAACACGCUACCUCGUUCUAGGCCUAGUGGCUCAAUGUUACCUGGCAGGCUACGGCAGGCUGCUAAGGUACAACCGAAGAAGCCAGCUCCCCGACAACCUGCCUCUUCGACAAUUGGUGGCCUCCUCGCCGAGAUCAAUUCGGAAGAGAAACCUAAGCAAGCUAAAGAGCCAGAGAGAGCCCCCGAAACCCCGGAGGAGACCGAGCGUAGGCUACGUAAGGAAGCGCGGCGGAAGCUGCAUGUGACUUGGAAACCAGACGAUGAGCUCACUGAGAUCCGAUUCUUGGAGCACGAUACGGCCGAGGAUAAAGGACGCGAUGAUAGCAUGCUGCGAGAUGCCCGAGAUAACCGUUCUGAAGGUCAAGCACUGAGAGCGUCAAUCCAACGUGAAAAGCAAGGUGUAGCCGAAGAGGAUGACGAAACCCGGGAGAAAGCAAAGGAUCUUACUCUGAAGAACUGGUACGAACCUGUCCCUUAUUCGGAUGAAAAGAGCCAGAUAUCUCAAAAGCGGCGAGAGGAGAUGUUUACUUCUAGAGGUGGCAUGCGUCCAGUCGAGUCCAGGCAAAGUAAGGUUAUGCAAGAGUACGAAAACCGAGAGUUGAUGUCCAUUUACACAAGCUUCACGGAAAUUCCCGAGACGCCUAGAUCGCCAACCGGUAGGGUCGCGGAGGUCAUAGCACAACCUAAAAUUCAAACUCUGCCAUCAGAGCCACACCGAUGGAACGAAUCUCUGUCAGCGACUAGCAGUAAACACGCGGAGAUUCAGCAUCGUUGGUCUGACUACAUGAAUUAUGGACGCGAGGCAGCACGAAUCAAUGCUCUCUACAGGAUGAAUCGUCUGAAUAGUUCGAUGAAUCCUCCUAACGCGGUGCCUACUUACAGUGGGCGAGACGACGCAGCGGAGGUGCUUGCCUUGCUACAAUCCGACAAGGUGAAGAAUUAUGUAGAUCCAGAUCCAUUCGACCCGGCGUACCCCAAGACUCAUCGUCGACACGAUUAUGGAGGUCCUAAAGUCCAAGCAGAUGUCGACGCUUUGGAGGACACGUUCGCAAAGUUUAUGAGCAAUCAAGCGCCCCUUAACCAGCCCCCCGUGCAUCAGGCGUACACUAGCCAGCAAUAUCAACAGCCGGCUCAGUUGCAACAGUUUGCGACACAACAGACCCAAGUGCAGCAGCAACUUCCACCAGAGUACCUAGACGCUCUGCAGAAGAUCAACGCUCUCAGUACCGCGCAAGCUUUCCAGCCAAGCGUUCAGCCUGCGCAGCCUGCUGUAGCCCCUUCGCCUCAGAUGAACCAGCAGUCUUUCUUUGCUGCAUUAGGUCAACUGUCAGGGCCAUCACUUCAACCAGCUCAACCAGCUCAGCCAGCCAAUUCUUUGCAAGGGCUACAGGGCAUUCUAGAUGCACUCAAGACGGCCUCAGCACCUGCGUUUCCUCAACCCCAAAUCAAUACUAAUGUUGGCAAUGACGCUACUUCCCAUAGCAGUUCUCAGAACUAUUGGUCAGACUGGUCCCAGAACCAGAUGCAACCUCAAAUUCAACCUCAAAUGCAAUCUCAGACCAGUCAGGGAUACGCUGGCUACGGCCAACCCCAGCAUAACCAAGGGUCGACCGCGCCGGGUCAGCACGAUAGCAACGAGCGGGGCAAUCGCAGAGAUUUCCGAGGCAAUAGGGAACAGAAGAGCAUCAACCGCUCGCUCAUCGGCACAAAACCGUGCUCGUUCUGGGCGAAGGGCCAGUGUGCUAAAGGCAGCAAUUGUACGUUCCGGCAUGAUCCAAAUGAUCUUCAGAGCCAGAACCAGAACCAGGAGUCACCUCACACAUACUACUAA